Molecule: messenger RNA, 2393 nt
Organism: Sipha flava (yellow sugarcane aphid)
Lineage: Eukaryota; Metazoa; Arthropoda; Insecta; Hemiptera; Aphididae
Product: transmembrane protein 68
Exons: 7
Coding region: 1269-2240 (323 amino acids)
Cellular component (GO): membrane
Molecular function (GO): acyltransferase activity
Source: RefSeq, a predicted model, not a curated record
UCAAAAAAAUUCCGGUCAAGCUGGGACUAGCCCCGUGCGCACGCCUAUGACUAUCGUGUUUGGUAUCAUUGAUUUCCGAUGGCUAACCAACAUUGGGGAAUUGGAAAGGUCGAUUGUGCAAUGCCAUAGCGAGAGCACGGGUAUCUCCGUCGGAAGACAAUUCUGUAAACGCAACGGACCGUGGUCGCUCGCCGGCAUGGCGAAAAUGUCGCCGGUGAUCGUUUAAGCAGUCACAAAAAAGAAAAUUGUUCGAAAAUGAGCUGUUGCGUUGUCCUACAUUAUCGUCUGCAUUAUGAGCGUUAACCCCGGACGGUGAGUGGCCGAGGCCUGAGCUGAAGUCGUGUGUUUGGCAAUCCGCGAUUACGAGAAUAAUCGUGUUGAAACCGUACAUCGCAAGAAAAAUCCUAGUAAUAAUUAUUUAUGUUACGCGGCAGCAGGCACAUUGGCACAUCCCACAACCGUGCGUUCACCUUGCACGACGAGGUGUCACCACCGUAGAGCCAGUACCCAACCUGACACUCGUUGCGCGUUUCACAGGUGCAGUAGGUACCAGUUACCGUCGCCGUUGAUUGGUACGCGGCUAGUAGAAGCCCGUAAAACCACUAUCUGUAAUAACCGUCACUGUUCCACGUUUGUUUUUAUCGCGUCCCGUCUCCUCGAUAUCCUCCUUAUCGUCGGUGACGGCUCUCGGGUGCGCGCGCGCGCGUUGGCUAGUGUUCACCGUGUCGUGUAGUGCGUACGUUUAUUAUUAUUUAACAAGUGCAACCUUUUAGCUUGUUUGUUUUUUUAUUUCCAUCCGUCUUCGACGCACGCCACCAGUCGCACGGACGUACCGUACGCGUUUCGCCGGGUUCGGCGACACACUGACAAUAGCGAGCAGUAACAAUUUGCGCCGAGCGGUCAGUCGUGUGCGUUCGUCCCGAGUUUGUUGGACGGUUGGUUGGGUAUUGAAUAACACAAUAAAAAAAAUUGAAAAAUAAACACUUAGGUAGACGGUUUUUCGAUUCCGUUUCACAAGUCCGACGGUUUACGUUGUUGCGCUGUCAGCACACACGUAUACGCAUAUAUGUAUAAUUAUUACAUGUAGCUGGUGGUCGAGUGUACUCCGUUUUGUAUUGUUCGAUUUUUUUUGCUUUGGACAUGUUUUUUGCGUGGAACCGUUUAAGUUGCAUUCCAUAGUUCUCAACUAUUCACUAGCGCGACCAGACAGACUUAAUAGACCAGCAUCGUCACAAAAGUACCUCAACUAUAGCAAUAUCCAGAUAACAAUGUUGAUGCUGCUCAGCAAUGCUUACAAAUAUACAGCUUCAAUAAUAACGAACUACAUCGGGGAGGAUGUCAAUUUGUGGCUCUGGAUGACAUGGUUACUGUGGCCGCUCAUUGUUACAUUUCUAUUACCCCUCACUAUUGUUCUAUUAUUCUACAUUACCGGUGUUAUACUUUAUGUGUACAAACUUCACAGAGAGAGACUUAUAGAUGCAUACGAAAAUAAUUUUUGGGAUGGUGCAUUAAAAACUGUUUCAGCCUUAUGGGAUGCACAUGGUUGGAUUUGGCAUGGAUAUGAAGUAAAUGGCCUAGAAAAUGUACCUAUUGACAGCCCAGCUUUAUUAGUAUAUUAUCAUGGUGCUAUUCCUAUUGAUAUAUAUUAUUUGAUUUCUAGAAUAUAUUUAAUCAAAGCCAAACUAGUUCAUACUGUAGCUGAUCAUUUUCUGUUUAAAUUACCUGGCUGGUCAAUAAUAUCUGAACCAUUAAAAGUGAUACCUGGAACUGUACAGACUUGUUCAGAUAUAUUAAAAGAAAAUAAUCUAUUGGCAAUUUCACCAGGUGGUGUUUAUGAAGCUCAAUUUGGUGAUAGGUAUUAUAGGCUCAUGUGGAAAAAGCGAUUUGGUUUUGCUAAAGUAGCUAUUGAUGCUAAAGUACCUAUAAUACCAAUAUUUACUCAAAAUAUUCGAGAAGCAUUUCGUUGUAUUGGCAUUGGUCGUAGAUUCUGGUUGCGAAUUUACUUAUGGACUAGAUUGCCAAUUGUACCAAUAUAUGGUGGUUUUCCAGUUAAACUUAGAACUCAUAUUGGUAAACCAAUUCCAUAUGAUCCUAAUUUAUCAGCAGAAGACUUACAGAAAAAGGUGGCUAGUGCAAUAGAAGAAUUAAUUUGUCAGCACCAAAAAGUACCUGGUAAUAUAUUGAGAGCUCUAUUUGAACGUGUUUAUAAUCCAUUAGGCUGUAGUAAGAAAAAUACAUGACAUUAUGUUUUACUUUCUAGUGAUGGGAAAGUAUAAAUGUUGUAAGUUUAUUUUUUUUUGUUUCUGCAUUUAGACUUUGUGUAUGACUUAUUUAUAACAAUUGUAAUUGAAUUCUCUCUAUAUUUAAAUAAAUAGAGCCACAACUUUUUUAUU